AUGCUUCCAGGCCGUAAGCGCCGCGCCGAGCCCCUAGAUGACUACCCCGAUAGCUCUCCAGCUCCAGCAGCCCGGGCGACGCAACAAACGCAGCGAGGAGGACAACAGACACGCCGGCAGCAAUCACCAGACUCUGAUGCAGAGGAUUUCGUGGACGGAGACGAGGGCGGGGAGUCGGACAAUGCGAGUAUACAGCAGCUUGCGAAGAAUCUCGUGAGAUACGCGCUCUCUUGCGAGUACGCACGCGUUCCACUUCGGAGGCAGGAUAUCAGCACAAAAGUACUUGGUGCGCGCUCCAGAGCCUUCAAAGAGGUGUUCGACGAAGCCCAGGUCAUGUUGCAGGAUAUAUUUGGCAUGGAAAUGGUGGAACUUGAGAAGAAGGAGAAGGUCACGAUAUCACAGAAGCGAGCGGCACAAAUGUCGCAAAACGCCUCCAAAACCAGCGGACAAUGGAUACUCAAGAACGUCCUGCCCAAAAAAUACCUAAACGACGAUCGCAUCCUCAGCCCUCCACGAGCUCCUACGAUAGAAGCAGAAUCGCAAUACGUGGGCCUCUACAGCAUGGCUGUCUCCCUUAUCUUGCUAGCAGGCGGCACCCUACCAGAGGCGAAGCUCGACAGACAUCUGAAGCGCCUCAACGCAGACCAAUCCACUCCAAUCGACAAGACGGACAAGGUGUUGGCGCGAAUGGGCAAAGACGGGUAUAUUAUAAAGGUCAAGGAAAACCAGGGAGGCGAAGAGACCAUCGACUACGUGGUGGGACCGAGAGGGAAGGCAGAAGUGGGCGCCGAAGGUGUGGCAGCCUUCGUGAAAAGGGUAUACGGCGAGGAGGCGGACGACAGCUUGCACCAGCGGCUGGCGCGAAGUCUUGGUCUGAGUGAGCGGGGCGCUUGGGAAGCUGGCCCUGCGACACAGAGGAGAGAUCGCGGCAGGCCUCGACGACCAGACAGCAACGAGGAGGAGCAGGACGAGGACCAGAGCGAGGAGGACUGA
Molecule: messenger RNA, 993 nt
Organism: Mytilinidion resinicola
Lineage: Eukaryota; Fungi; Ascomycota; Dothideomycetes; Mytilinidiales; Mytilinidiaceae
Product: MAGE-domain-containing protein
Exons: 4
Coding region: 1-993 (330 amino acids)
Biological process (GO): DNA repair
Cellular component (GO): nucleus
Source: RefSeq, a predicted model, not a curated record